UCCAAUCAGGUAGGCAUGCUCAUCCAAUCACCACUUCAACUCGUGCGCAGUUACGAACAUACGUCUGUAGACGAACCGCGUGAGUGUGUACAAUAAAAACAAACUAAUUCUUGGAAAACCGCGCCUUUAUCGAUAGUUUCCGUCCUGUAUUUCGGACUAAACAGUGCUGUGUCUAGAUCUGUGUGUUUGUGAACUGUGUGAAUAUAAUAAAACUACUGGAUUUUUUUGCAUUCAAUAUCGGCGCUUGCAAAUCUGAGAUGUAAAACCGAGCUACAAAAAUAAAAACAAAACAUAACAACUAUGGGAAGUGCCAGAGUGUCAAACGCCAAACCAAUCCCAAUGGAGUCCACAGAUAAAAAAUCCUUUAAAACAAUCAUAAAAAACCUCUUCGGAAAGAAAAAGGAAAAACCAAAAAUCGAUAAAAAAGAGAAAAUAGAAGAGAAACCUGAAAUAAAGACAGAAGUCAAACCACCAAAAAAUACGAACACAGUUGCCGCCAUUUUGGAGAACCUCGAUAAAUUGCAUUUGGAGGACAAAAAGCCCGUUAAAGAGGAAUCCUCAGACAAUGAAGAUGACGAAUUAAAUAAUUUCGAAUUUAAAAUCAUUGAGGAGCCUUUCAAAGAGAGGAUACACUCCCAUUCUUCAGAAGACAGCGGCUUCUCCGACACUAAAGAGGCGGAGAAUGUCGAUAAACCUGAGAAUGAAGACAAAGCGGAGAAGGAUGAGCAAGCCGAGGAUCUGGCGGAGGAAUUGGAGAAGUUGGGGCUAGAUGAAGACAGUAAGAAGAAGAAGAAGAAGCAGACAGUUUGUAUUUCGCGAGGGCCUAUUAAGAAUAAGUUGACGAACUACUCUUCGGUGUUGCCUUACCCUGCACAGGAUCAAGAUUACAAGAUAAAUCAAAUUACAACUACAAACAAGCACACAUUAUCCGGCGGCCAGGUGUUAGUGAACCAAUGCCAGACUACAGACAACUUUUCCGAGGUCAAACAGGCCUUAGAAACUGUACAAAAAAACUCACAAUACCUACAAAAUGACAGAGAAACAUACCUAGAAGAUGUUAUGGAACUAAUAAAGGAAGAAACAAACAGUAAAUCGAUACCUAAGGUAAUUGUAACACCGGAAUACGAUUACCAGCCCUCAAAUAUCGAUUACACGCAAAAGAAAUCGGUAACAAACACCUAUCUUACCGAUUAUGCAGAAAAAUCGGUUCAGCAUAACGAAUUGAUGCAGUUGUUGAACGAAAACUAUGACUUUUCACCUGAAAUGCCUCAAAAUAAUGGUAUGGGAAGCUUCGGCCACGAAGAGAUCACUCAGAUCAUGAAUUACGUUCAGAAUGAAUACAGCAACACUUCAAAUGACGCUUAUGUCACAACGGACUACACUUUCCCUACUCCCCCAAGGUCAGAAGCUGUUCCGAGCCCAAUGUCAGCAUCCCCAGGGUCAUUUUACCCCACAAAUUCAGAAUACACACUAUCCCCCGAAAGGUCCCCUAUCUACAACAGCGAUUAUGAAAAAUACCAAGAAAUCCCCCAUUUUGAGGAGGAAAAAGAAAGCACCGACAAGAAAUCGCGGGAAAGGACCGCCUCUAUGUCGUCUAUGACUUUAAAACAGUUCAAAGAUAUGCAGAAAGAUAUUGUUUACAACUUUUCUAAGAAAGAUUGUUGUCAAGUAACGAGAAAGAGUUGUCAGGAAAUAUUCCAGGAACAUUUGCAAAGGGUUGAAGAAGGCGUUAGGAAGAACAUGUGCCUGGAAAUGUCUAAACGGGAUCUGAAAGAAGUUUAUGGUGUUCUCCACCAUAUAAUAUUGAGUUUAUCGACUACCUCUGACAAGGAGGACAUGCAGUACGGACUCUUCGCUCUCAUAUGCGACAGAUUGCUGGCUCAGAACCCUGCUCUGUUCGUCGGUGAUGCAGGCCUAAGUCUUCUGAAGUCAGCAGCGCUGCGGUGUCCUCACCGGCCGAUCCUCACGCGAUACCUGGUGCAGUGCAUCCGAGCCGCCAUUAAGAGCGACCCCACUGUGCUAACUACUAAGGAGUUUGUGUUUCAUGAGGUGGACGCUCUAGGUGACAACUUGGUGACGGCCUGCGCUCGCGCCGGCGACCGCUGCGCCGACGUGCUGAGCGAGCUGCUGCGUCCCAGCGACGCACAGCCGCCGCUCUUCCGUCCGAACCACACCAACGCUGAUGGUUAUACAGCGUUGCAUGUGGCGAGCAGUCAGCACAGCGCGGCUCGCUCGCGCCUGCACACGGCGCACGUGCUCAUCGUGCACGGCGGCUUAGAGAUCACUGAGGGGGAUCUAAAAGGUGGUGACACAGCUCUCCACUUAGCCGUAAACUCCCCGAACUGCGACCUUCAGAUGAUCCUCAUGAUGUUCAAGCAGUUCGAGCGCAAGGACUGGAGGAUGUUGGCGCAUUAUCCUAAUCUCAGCACGAAAACGCCCCUGGAUCUCGCUCGCUUGGCUACAAAAUCGUCGACCAGACAGAACUACCCCAUCGAAGUGCUGGAAUUCCUCAAAAAAUGCCGCUAAACGUACAACAUUUACAGAAAAUAACAUAAAAGUAGUGCCUUAUAGGAUUCAAAAAAUGAGUUACAAUAAUUUUGUAGUUUUGCAAUGUUAUACACAACUUUAUGAAGACAGAAAUUUGAGUAGGCAUUUAACUGAAAAUAGUGACUUUUUAUUAUAAAACACAGCCUUAAAAUUGUCAAAACAAUAAUAAUGAUUUAUAAAUCAAUUGGAUCAUUACUUUAAGCAGUAGCUUAUUUGUUUAAUAUGUAUUUCUGUAAAAAGUCCUAUCAAAAUAGUUAAGUUUAAAUGCCUAUUCAAAUAGUGUUUUUGCUGUUUAAAAAUCUUACCACUCUUUUCGGGAGUCGGUUAAAAGUGGUCUGUUUUGGGGUAGUUUCAUGCAGACAGAUUGACAAAGUAUAUCUGAAAAUUCAGACUGGAUAAAUGUUACGAACCUUCGACUAGGUUUUCGCUGAGAAAACCUAAAUUUUCGAAGUUUACACAAAGUAACUGGAAAUAGAACGAAUGAAAGUUUAAUGAGGAUUUUCUGAUUGUAUUGAAAAAGAUUUCUGGAGUUGGAACUCUUUUGUAUGGUCUUAGACAUAGAGUUUACACACAUAUUAGGUGUCUGGAAACCUAAAAACACAUGACAAUGAAAAAAAAAACGUAUUGAAACUUUCGUAUUCUAAAACGUUGACGUAAACCUUACGUAUGUUUUUUGAGUUAGUUGUUCGAGGUAUUUCUCGAAGCGACACCUUUUGAGGUGCACUUUAAUACCUCGGAGUGCACCUUUUAGUAGCGCUAAUAACAAUUACUACUAGAAGAUGCCUCAUCAGGCUCGGUGCACCUCAAAACGGUGGCACUUCGAGAAAUACCUCAUUUUUUAACACACAUAUGACAAAAGAAAGAAUUUGGAAUGAAAUAAAUCCCAAAAAAUCAAUCAUAAAUUCACAAAGGAAUGGAAUAUUAAAAAAAUACCAUUAAUGAUAAGUUUCGAAAAUGACAAAUUCGCUCGCAAAAUCGAAAAAAAUGAGCUUGAAUAUAUUCUAUGACGGAAAAUGAAAUUGUAUAUAUUAAAAUUUAAUGAUAAAAGUAUAUUUUUGAUAGAUACGAGUAUAUAUUAUUACGUAUUUUGAGAAACUGGUUGUGCGUUUAAGGAAUCGUUAUUUUUGUUAGGAUUAAAGUUUUAGCGUUUACGAUAUUAUUUCGCGCCAUUUCUAUGAUUGGAUACCUAAAUAUUUUGAAAAUUAUUUUUUAUUUCGAACUUUUGAACAUUACUUACAUAAAAUUCAAAGUUAUCCAUCUAAAACGAAAUUAUUUUUGGCCUAAUGAUUAAAAAAAUAUGUCAAACUGGUUUUUGGGCGCGAAAAUAAAAGUUUUAUAGGUUAUUAAUUUUAGAAUUAACUUUGCGAUCAAUUAAUAAGUAUUAAAUAUAUUUUUAUUAAGUCAUUUUUACAAUGUUUUUAAUCAAUAAGAAAAAACCUAACCAAGGGACAAGAAUGAAAAUGGCGAAUCUGAAAUGAGAGUUUAAAAAUAAUGUAAUAAUGACCUAAAAUUCUUCAGUCAUAAAUAAUAUCUAUACAUAUUGGUACCAUUUAUUUUUAAUUUUGUUAUACUUAGAAUUAAAAAUAAUGUUAAUUACGACCUGGGGCUUACUAUCAUAACUAAAUAAUAUGAAAAAAUACCUUUGCACGACUAAUUUUUGGUGGAAUCCUACCUUUUUACGUCACGAAAUUAAAAAGUUAUCGAGAUUAUAGUAAGCCCAAUUCUGACGCUUUGAUUUCAAGAAAAAAGUUCUAAAUUGACUUUCCUAAACUGUGAUUUAAUAGGAAUAAGAUCAAGCGUCAGAAAAUAGGUUUUUUUAGAUAUUAAGCUGUGGCUUAGAUUAGGGCCUUUUAUUUUAGUGGUUCGUACUGAGCUGGUAAACAGUACGUCUAGAAUACGACUAUUGUAUUGUCAUCAGAACUACAUACAGCUGGCAAUUUUCAUGACGCUACAAUCCUUGGAAGAUGGUCUUAGUUACCUUAGAUUCCAUUACAUAGUUACAUACAGGUCGACCUAAUGAAAGCGUGUUAAAAAUCAUUGUAGGAUAUAUUAGGCGUACUGUAGUUCGUAGCAACUGGUAAAGAGCAUAAAGUUUGACAUAAUAAAUGUUUUAGUGUUUUAUACUGAAACAAACGUUACAAUUAUGAAUAACAUAGAUGAUAACCAUUUUAUUAAAAUAACAAUUUAGUUUUUAAGAGUACGUAGUGUUAAGUUUUCAAUUUGUUUUGUUUACACAAGUUAUAUAUGUAUCAAUAAAAAGCAGACGAAAAAGAAGCACGAAUAUUAUGUAUUUCUGUAUAUAUUUCAAAAAAUACUGGUGUCACAGUGUUGUCAAAAUUAAUAAAUAUGUGCUUUGUCGAACUUUGUUGUACAUCAUUUGAAUAAAAAAUGAUUUUCGUUUUACACAAAAAUGCAAUUUUAUGUCUGCUGUGAGAGCAAUGUGAAAUUUUAUAAUUUUAUGAUCUCUAUUUUUGUCAUUUGUCAAGAUAAAUAAAAGUAUAUGCAUACGAAAAACAAA
This is a messenger RNA of Helicoverpa armigera (cotton bollworm), 5065 nucleotides long. RefSeq lists its product as uncharacterized. NCBI's taxonomy places the organism in Eukaryota, Metazoa, Arthropoda, Insecta, Lepidoptera, Noctuidae. The transcript is spliced from 9 exons. Bases 301 to 2526 code for a protein of 741 amino acids. The record is from RefSeq and is a predicted model, not a curated record.